AUGGCCAACCCCGCGCAGAUCCCAACAAGCAUGUCGGCGCAAAACCAGCAGAAUUCGCCCGAAUAUCCACAUUUUGCUCUGAUCUACAUUGACCGUCAGGGUAAUCUUCGUCAUGAGUCGUCUCUAUCCGUCGCCAACAGCCGCGAAACCAUUCUAUCUCCGCUGGUGACAGAUGAGUUUCUGCGAGCCGUACAGCGCUCGAGCGACGCUACUCCGUCACAUUCCCAGUAUUGGCAAUAUUCGCCCCGGCCCGGAGAGAGGAGCACCGGACAGUCAGUCUCGAGGCCUUCCGGUUGCAAGAACUUCCACCCAACCCCAGUAUGGUCAGUUCCCCAAGGGCCAGGGGACUGGUCUCGCUGGUCGGGGCAGCACCCGAUCCCACAACCACAACAGAGGCCCUCGGGCAUGGAACCAAACAUGAGGGGCAGCCAGAAGGCUUUUAUAUCUAUUAGAGAUAAAGAUUUCCUACGCCGAUACUACGAAAAAGUCUUCCAGAAUCUACAACAAACAAAUUGUCGUGUUCUGGCCAAGGCGUACGUCAAACUGGUUGAACCGCGCAAGCAAGUGAACUUUCCAUACAAUGGGCGAAAGAUCGUGGCCGGGCAGACGCAACAGCUGGAUCCUGACGAUACCAAGCCUCCUUGGUGGCCGACUGGGGUCAGUCACCGAGAGCCAGACCAUCUUCCCAAAGCCGGUAAGGAGUUGGCUCCUUUCUUCUUCUCUCUCUCUCUCUCUUUUCGGCUCACACCCGUCCGCUUUGAUUAUCUGCCGAUGGCCUUCUUUGAAUGCUUGCUGACCAGAACGAAAGAACGUAUUAGGCUCCUAGUCCACAUUCUCUGCGAACUGCGCACCAGUUACGGUAUCACCGCACGGAAGUUAAAAGCCUCAGACCAGCCAAUCCGUCGACAAAUUCUACCAGUCGAGCGUUUGGAGAUAUUAGAUGAGGUCUAUCAAGUUAGGGAAGAGGAAGAAAAGUUUUUGGAUCAAGUGACUGGUAUGAUGAUGAUUGAGUUACCUCUGCUCUCCAGCCAGCCGAACUGA
Molecule: messenger RNA, 1041 nt
Organism: Penicillium waksmanii
Lineage: Eukaryota; Fungi; Ascomycota; Eurotiomycetes; Eurotiales; Aspergillaceae
Product: DUF2841 domain-containing protein
Exons: 2
Coding region: 1-1041 (346 amino acids)
Source: RefSeq, a predicted model, not a curated record